ACGAAGAAGAAGGAGCGGCACUCUUAUGACAUGAAGUAUCGAAGAAAUGUCAGUUGGGCCCAGUUAAAUUUGUUCUAAAUAAUUUCUUUUCGAUAGACAUUCAGGAUGAUAGCGGCCGCGGCAACGAAUGUCAUGUUUCGUAGGAACAGAUCUAUGAAUCUUCUGUGCAAAGCACUCCGACCGCCUGCAUCGUUCCAUUUGGUAUCGCCCCGAAGUUUGCACAUUUCAACUUGCAGUCCAGUAAUUACCAGAAGCCUACUGCGGACGAAUAGGACAUCGAAUAAAUGUGGGUUCUUAAGCAUAACUUCGCUUCGAUACGCCAGCCAGGAUUCGACGACCCCGGAACUAGUGAACCUUAGCGAAAUCCCUGCCCCUCCGAGUAUCCCCACAGAAACAAUCACAGAACAGCUGUUAGCAAACGGUGAACAAUCGCUUGCUUCCUUGGGUCUCGGAGGAUGGUCACCAGUUGGAAUACUUCAACAAAGUUUGGAAUUCCUGCACGUUUCCUUCGAUCUGCCCUGGUGGGGUGCUAUCGCGAUAGGAACGGUUGCUGUCCGACUUAUCCUCUUUCCACUAGUUAUAGUUUCACAAAGGAAUGCGGCUAAAAUGAAUAACAAUUUGCCUCAACUGCAAGUUCUGCAGAUGAAAAUGACAGAGGCCCGGCAGUCUGGGAACCAAAUAGAAUCCGCACGAUACGCCCAGGAGAUGGUCCAGUUCAUGAAGGAGAAGGAGCUGAACCCACUGAAGAACAUGCUGGUUCCAUUGGCACAGGCUCCCUUGUUCAUAUCGUUUUUCGUAGGCUUAAGGCGGAUGGCGAAUGCGCCAGUGGAAUCAAUGCGUGAAGGAGGGUUGUGGUGGUUCACUGAUUUGACGGUAGCCGAUCCUUACUUCUUGCUUCCUUUGAUUACAAGCGCGACGUUGUAUCUGACGAUUGAGAUCGGCACGGAUAGUGCGCGACUGACGGCACAGAAUAUGCACCUCAUGAAGUAUUUUCUGCGUGCGUUGCCCGUCAUAAUCUUCCCGUUUACAAUGAAUUUCCCCGGCGCUAUCCUGUGCUAUUGGGCCUGCAGCAAUUUUAUAUCGCUUGGGCAGGUGGCGUUUCUGAGGAUACCGGCGGUGAGACAGUACUUCAAAAUCGAUAAAAUGAUCGUGCACAAAAAAGAAAAUCUGCCAAAUCAGAAGAAGGGAUUCGUAACUGGAAUCAAGGAUUCCUGGAGCAAUAUGAAGAUCACUCGAGAAUUGGAAGAGCGGCAACGAGUGGAUGAGAUGCGGUUUGCCAAGGCUGGCAAAGGCCCCCUCGUGAAGACCUACAAAUACGACCCAACGAAAUCGAGUCCUCCGAACACGGUGCAAGCGAAGAAGUCGUAGCGUUAGUCGUUAAAGUGUUUAUUACUUUACUAAAUGAGUGUUACGUACAAUAAACAAAGCUAAGUGAGAAAAUA
This is a messenger RNA of Hermetia illucens (black soldier fly), 1442 nucleotides long. It is a transcript of the gene OXA1L, whose product is annotated as mitochondrial inner membrane protein OXA1L. Gene Ontology annotation, molecular function: membrane insertase activity. Gene Ontology annotation, cellular component: mitochondrial inner membrane. The transcript has 4 exons. The record is from RefSeq and is a predicted model, not a curated record. Bases 106 to 1368 code for a protein of 420 amino acids. Gene Ontology annotation, biological process: mitochondrial respiratory chain complex IV assembly; protein insertion into mitochondrial inner membrane from matrix. NCBI's taxonomy places the organism in Eukaryota, Metazoa, Arthropoda, Insecta, Diptera, Stratiomyidae.